AUGAAACAUCCUCUCUUCGUCAGCAUCUUCUGCCUUCUGACUGCUGCAUUUCCCCCCAUCUUGUCUAAGGAAUGCUACUACUGUGAAAUCACCGAUUCGACAAAGUGUCCCGGCACCAAAAUGAUUUGCGAAGAUGAUGAGGAUUGCUUUGACGGCCAAGGAGCUGCCAUGGGUGUGUCACUGAUCAGAAACAAAGGUUGCACUCGUGCCAUCUACUGUGGCAAGGAGCAGCCCAUCUCCUACAUGGGGGUCACCUACAGCCUGGUCACCAACUGCUGUAAAGGGGACAUGUGCAACGCAGCUCAGGGGUUGACAGCCCCCUCCCUCUUCCUCCAGCUUCUCUCCACCAGUGUGCUCCUGCUGGGGGGUCUCCUCUGA
Molecule: messenger RNA, 378 nt
Organism: Gekko japonicus
Lineage: Eukaryota; Metazoa; Chordata; Lepidosauria; Squamata; Gekkonidae
Gene: SPACA4
Product: sperm acrosome associated 4
Exons: 1
Coding region: 1-378 (125 amino acids)
Source: RefSeq, a predicted model, not a curated record